AUGACCGACUCACAAGGCACCAAACCGUCUCUACCCAAGUUUGAUCCAGAUAACUGUCAAACCUACGCGGCAAGUUGCCACUGCGGUAUUGUACAGUACUCCGUUCUUCUCUCCCCACCACUACCCCAGUGCAAGGUCGUAUCGUGCAACUGCAGCAUCUGCACUCGCAACGGCUACUUGCUAGUCGGUGAAGAUAUGCUAAGGGACUAUUCUUUUGGGUUGAAAAGAAAUUUACACAAGUUUUGCGCAAACUGUGGGAGCGCAGUUUGGUUUGACCCGAGAAUGUGGCGAUUUGAAAAGACUGGACCCGAUUUGUUGGGUAUGAAUGUUCGCAUGUUCCACGAUAUUGACAUGAGGGCAUUGGAUAUUACGCUGCCGUGA
Molecule: messenger RNA, 381 nt
Organism: Bipolaris oryzae ATCC 44560
Lineage: Eukaryota; Fungi; Ascomycota; Dothideomycetes; Pleosporales; Pleosporaceae
Exons: 4
Coding region: 1-381 (126 amino acids)
Molecular function (GO): carbon-sulfur lyase activity
Source: RefSeq, a predicted model, not a curated record